CAUCGACACGACGUGUUUUCUCCUCCUCCAUUAGCCCGCCUCGUUUCCUUCCAUCUUCGGCUUUGACUCGCUGGCCCAUUUGACGGACGCGACGGUGUAACGCACAAGUCCCGCUCUUUGAGGUUGGGGAAGCAAAAAAAGACGACGACGUUUGAGACCAAUUCGACCGAAACGGGACAUUUGCUGCCACUUUUUUCCGUCGUCGUCUUCGAGCACGCAGUAUGGAUCCAAUGACUCAGUCUGCCCAGAUAUCCUCGUCGCAGGGGCUCGCCGAUGGACAAAAUUCAGCUUUGAAAGAACCGAGGCCCUCCGAUUCCUUUCUUUCCUCCUCGCCUGUAGCUCUCAUUCAGUCGUCACAAGACGUAAAGACGGUCCUGGGUUCCAGCAGGCCUAGGGAAGGGGUCGCAACGACCCUUCGCUUUUCUUCUCAGCCGGGCUCGAUUUCGCCCGAUCAUUAUGGAGGCGAGGCGGAGUCCGAGUCUCUCAUAAAGAUGUCUCCGGUUUCUGAGCGCAUCAAGGCUCUGGAAGCGCUCGUCGCCAAAAAGGAGAUGGAUUUUAGAAACGACUGUUCCUCGCAUCACAAAGUUCGCCACCAUGACAAAUCUCCCUCUGACGUCGCGAAACCUCACAAGCGUUGCGUGGAGGAAAACACGCCGACGGUUCCGACGAAAAGAGGCUCUCCUGAUCAGGAAUCGCCUGAAUCGCCCUUUGAGGUACUGGGAGAGUUGCGACAAAUUGAGUUUGAAGAAACGGAAGCUUGGAUGAAAGCUCACCGACCGCCGGUGCCAGACUUGCAUGCCGCGGGCUUCGUUAAAGGCGCUGGUUCUUCCGAAUUUAACCCGACCUUGGAAAAUCCUGCUUUCGCGACACCUUCUGGCCUCCCCGAUGCUUUCGUGGACUCGUCACAUGAUCCUCCAAAACUGAAGGAGCCGCAGGAAGGGACCUGCGCUGGGCAGGCAGACUUUGAUCAUAACUUUCUGCCAACAGCCGACAUGUGGGCUCAGCAGGACAAUUGUGGUGUUCAAGUUUCGCCGGAGCUUGAUUCGGCGCAACCAGCUUUACCUCUGCCUCUUUCCGGCUUUGAGUCGCCAUGUCCUCCAGACGAGGGCAUUUUGGAUGCUCCCGAUGACAAGAGGACCACUUGGACUGGCGAUCUGGAGCCUGUAGAGGCCAGGGAAGUAGAUAGUUCAGGGGAGUCUGAUGAAACAGUUAUUGAAGAUGAUUUCACUCCUGACAUCCCCUCUCCAAAAUCAGAACCACCAUUGGAUGACAUCAUCUCUUCUCCUGCCGUCUCCUUCCCCGAUGCAGAAAGGGUGACGCCGCCGGUUAGAUCAGAAAGAAAGCUCAUGCAGGUCCCCACCAUUAAUGUCAUAGAAACCGAAGAGCCGAACUGCAGUGAUGAUGAGAUGGAGAUUGAAUUUGAGGAAGAAGACGAGGAGGUUGUCAACGAGGGACCAAAAACUGCAGACUCUGCGCCAGAGGAUGGUCAUGAAGCACCUAACAGAAGACCUGUUGAAACGGAAUUCAUUGAAGGCUAUUCUCCUCCUUCCUCUCCCGUCGAAUCUGAUGAUGAACGCAACCCUCCGGAAAAGAUCCUCAGUCCUCAACCAGAUGCAUUCUUAGAGAAGGUAGAACCGAAUGAGUCUGGAUUUGACUUAUUCCCAGAGCAACCUGAACAAUCAAAAACUGCUCCCUGUUCUUUGAUAGACGGAAGCAAAGACAUUCACACACCCGGCAAUGAGGAAGAGUGGUCAGAUGAAGCUCGACAAAAUAUUGCUGGACAAGACCAAGCUGAUGUUGAUCCUGCCCGGUGCGCACCCCAAUGCGAAAAGGACUUGGCUGUCUUCUCGAGAACUAGUUUUAUGCGAGGCGAUACUUAUGAGGGGCAGUCGUUUGAGUACGACGAGUCGUCGUCUCCCUUCUGCGAGAACGAGCUCAUGACAAAAGGAGCCAAAGACGACUUUCUUUCAGGCUCUGCUCAAAUCGAUACUCCAACGCAGGACGCCUUGCCGAACCGUGACAAAGCGAACGCGUCUGCCGGCCGUCAUUUCGCCGGCGACCCGUCUGACGUUUCAGAUGCGACGGUCCCAGAGAACAUCUCCGCCUCUGAGCCCGUCGAUAGUUUUGUGGAGUUCAUGAGAGAGUGUCUCAAAUCGAGGGAGGGCGAAGAACCGGAUGACUCUCAAAGCGUUCCCUCCGAUGACGAGGACGGUCUGCAGUCAACUCCAAUUGUGUCGAUGGAUAUGGAAGAGGAGCAACCGACAAUCAGUCCUCCCAAACAGUUGGGCAGCAGUCAAGUGGCCGAAGAAGAAACACCCCCUCCUCGAUCCAAGACUCCAGAAAAUGAGAACGCCGCUUGUAUCCAGCAGGCUUCUGUUACCCCGCUGACAAGCGUGCCGUGUUCGCAAAGCAACAUACUUGGCACCGACUGCACUUAUUCUGAAGCGGUAGAUGCCGUUGACCUGUGGGUGGCGGAGGCCUCUCAUCUUGCCGAGCAUGUCUUGAUGGCAAUACUAACCCACGUAUCAGUCAAGGAUCUGAUUCACUGGCGGGACCCCAAGAAGUCGGGCUUGGUGUUCGGCCUGUCCAUGCUGGUGCUGCUGUCGCUGGCCGCCUUCAGCGUCAUCAGCGUGGUCUCCUACCUGCUCCUGGCGCUGCUCUGCGUCACCAUCACCUUCCGCAUCUACAAGUCGGUCGUCCAGGCCGUGCAGAAGUCCAGCGACGGCCAUCCCUUCAAAUCGCUGAUAGAUAAGGAUGUCAGCAUUCCCCCCGAGACCUUCCGCAAGCACGUGGACACCAGCCUGGCCUACAUUAACCGAGCCCUGAAGCAGAUGAGCCGCCUCUUCCUGGUCGAGGACCUCGUGGACUCCCUAAAGUUGGCCGUGGUCAUGUGGCUGCUGACCUACGUGGGCGCCGUCUUUAAUGGCAUCACCAUCCUCAUCCUCGCGGACAUCCUGCUCUUCGCCGUGCCGCCCAUCUACGAGAAGAACAAGACGCAGAUCGACCACUACGUGGACCUGGCUCGUACCCAAAUCAACACCACCAUCGCCAAGUUGCAAGAGAAACUCCCCGGCGCCGUGAAGCGCAGCAAAACCGAAUGAUCCAUUUCCAAAAACCCCAAAAUAAAACUCCUCCCACUCAUCUCGGUCAUAGGCUCCCCACGCGCCACCCGUCGACACUGAACCUUAGUAGGUAGCAACCAAAUCUCUCUUUCAUGUCAGAACUACUGCGCUAUUGUACCAGAGCGUGAACUAGACUGAAUCUCUGGCCUGGUUUCAAGGGUGCAUGCGAGCAAAAUGUCUGUACUAAAACCACACCGUUUCCCUCGUCUAAGUCAGGAAGACAUUUGAAAAAGUGCAUCGAUGAAUACUAACCUUUUCCUCGGCGUUAUUCUCGUCGCUAUGCAUUAAUUGUCUUUUUUUUUUUUUUUUUUUUGGUGUAGAAGUGAUUUUGCUUGUCGUUCACGUGUGUUUUUGCACUGCUCUUUUAUUUUGAAAACGCCGGCGAGCGGGGGCUGGAUUGACAACAAUAAACGCUUUUGCAACACUCA
Molecule: messenger RNA, 3550 nt
Organism: Hippocampus comes (tiger tail seahorse)
Lineage: Eukaryota; Metazoa; Chordata; Actinopteri; Syngnathiformes; Syngnathidae
Gene: rtn3
Product: reticulon 3
Exons: 9
Coding region: 222-3101 (959 amino acids)
Biological process (GO): brain development; endoplasmic reticulum tubular network formation; neuron differentiation
Cellular component (GO): neuron projection; endoplasmic reticulum membrane; postsynaptic density
Source: RefSeq, a predicted model, not a curated record